AGAGAGAGAGAAAGAAAAAGAGCAUGUUGUGUGUGCUUAUAGUAGUGAAAGAGUAUAAUCACUUACUCUGUAUCUCUGUAUUGAGAGAAAUUUAGUAACAACAAACAAAGGAAAGAAAAAAUCUCAACAACAUCAACCAACCAACCAACCAUAAUAAUAAUAAUAUCUGAAACUCACGCAAUUCCACUUUCCAUUUUCUUUCUUUUCUCUCUUUCCCUCACCUCAGAUUCUUUCCUCUCUCUUUCUGCAAUUCCACUUUUCUCAUCCAAUUCUUCUUCACCACAUGAAUGAGACUCUACAUUGUUGAUAACAUUUUGAGUCAUGGCAUCAGAGGCAUCAUCAUCCUUGUCAUUUUCAGUUGCAUCUGUUGUUGAAGAUGUCCUUCAACAACACGGUCAUCGCCUCAAACAUCUUGAUUUAGAUUCCAGGAUAGCACAACAAGCUGCAUCUAGAAGAUAUGAAGCAGCAGGGUGGUUAAGAAAAAUGGCUGGAGUUGUUGCAGCUAAAGAUUUACCGGCAGAGCCAUCGGAGGAAGAGUUUAGGCUUGGUUUGAGAAGUGGAAUUAUCUUAUGUAAUGUUAUUAAUAAGGUUCAAUCUGGAGCUGUUCCUAAGGUUGUGGAGAGUCCUGUUGAUUCUGCAAUGAUCCCUGAUGGAGCACCAUUAUCAGCAUAUCAAUAUUUUGAAAAUGUGAGAAAUUUUCUGGUGGCUGUACAAGAAAUUGGAAUUCCUACCUUUGAGGCAUCUGAUCUGGAACAAGGAGGAAAAUCAUCCAGGAUUGUGAACUGCAUCUUGGCCCUUAAAUCCUACGGUGAAUGGAAACAGAAUGGGGCAAAUGGUGUGUGGAAAUUUGGUGGAAAUCUCAAACCUACUAUUUCUUCAAAAUCUUUUGUGAGAAAAAACUCGGAACCAUUUACUAAUUCCUUGUCAAGGACCUCAUCGAUCAACGAAAAAACUCUGUCUACUCUUAGUUCUGAUUUUGAGUCUGAUAAAAUGUCUGGUUCCCAUUCUUUGAGUAUGCUUGUUCGUUCUAUUCUUUCAGAUAAGAACCCGGAAGAAAUUCCAAUGUUGGUUGAAUCUGUUUUGAAUAAGGUUGUAGAGGAGUUUGAACAUCGAAUUGCAAGCCAAGGUGAACAGACAAAAAUAACUUUAAGAGAUAAUGUUUCUGAAAGGAAUGGAUCCGCGUCGAAGGUUGUUGUGGCAGAUAAAAAGGUGGAGAACAAGAUUCAUAUGGUAGCUAAGAAAGAGGUUCGCAUUGAUAAAAAUUGUGUGGCUACUGAGGAAUUGCAACGCCAACACCUGAAGCAGCAAAUGCUCUUUGACCAACAGCAAAGAGACAUUCAAGAGCUAAAGCUCACUCUUCACACCACAAAAGCUGGGAUGCAGUUCAUGCAAAUGAAAUUUCAUGACGAGUUUUCCAAUCUUGGAAUGCACAUUCAUGGCUUAGCUCACGCGGCUUCGGGAUAUCAUAGAGUUCUUGAAGAAAAUCGCAAACUAUACAAUGAAGUCCAAGAUCUAAAGGGAAGUAUUAGGGUAUACUGUCGAGUAAGACCCUUCUUUCCUGGACAACCAAACCAAUUGAGCGCAGUGCAAAAUAUAGAAGAUGGAACUCUCACAGUUAGUAUUCCUUCAAGAAAUGGGAAGGGACAACGAUCCUUCAACUUUAACAAAGUCUUUGGACCAUCUGCUACCCAAGCGGAGGUCUUCCUUGAUAUGCAGCCACUUAUUAGAUCUGUUCUUGAUGGUUAUAAUGUUUGCAUAUUUGCAUAUGGUCAAACAGGAUCAGGAAAAACUUACACAAUGACUGGACCAAAAGAGAUCACAGAGAAAAGCCAAGGUGUAAAUUACAGGGCUCUAAGCGAUUUGUUUUUUAUAGCAGAUCAAAGAAAGGACACUUUCCACUAUGAUGUUUAUGUUCAAAUGAUUGAGAUUUAUAAUGAGCAAGUCAGGGAUCUAUUGGUCACUGAUGGAACAAACAAAAGAUUAGAAAUUCGUAGUAGCUCUCACAAAGGGCUCAGUGUGCCAGAUGCAAGCCUUGUUCCUGUGUCGUCAACUAUUGAUGUUAUUGAACUAAUGAACCUUGGCCAUAGGAACCGUGUUGUUGGAGCAACAGCCCUUAACGACCGCAGUAGCCGAUCUCAUAGUUGCUUGACUGUUCAUGUUCAAGGAAGAGAUUUGACAUCUGGAGCUACCAUCCGCGGAUGCAUGCAUUUGGUUGACUUAGCAGGCAGUGAAAGGGUAGAUAAGUCUGAGGCCACUGGAGAAAGACUAAAAGAGGCACAGCAUAUUAACAAAUCUCUAUCAGCUUUGGGCGAUGUCAUUGCUUCGCUUGCUCAGAAAAACUCACAUGUACCUUAUAGAAAUAGUAAACUCACACAAUUGCUCCAAGAUUCACUUGGAGGACAGGCUAAGACACUGAUGUUUGUUCACAUAAGUCCUGAAAGUGAUGCAAUUGGAGAAACAAUUAGUACUUUAAAAUUUGCAGAAAGAGUUGCUACAGUUGAACUUGGUGCUGCUCGAGUAAACAAAGAUGGUGCAAAUGUUAAAGAGCUCAAAGAACAGAUUGCCAGCCUUAAGGCAGCACUGGGAAGAAAAGAAGGGGAAUCAGAACAUUCUUUUUCCGGAAGCUCCGAAAAAUAUAGGAUAAAGGCUAGUGAGGUAUCCCCUUAUCAAAUAAACCAGCGGGUUGCAGACACUGGUGAUCAGCUUAGAUGCCGACGACCAAUGGUUGAAGUUGGCAAUAUAGAGCUUCAGAGUAAAAUCAUAAUGAGGCAGAAAACUCAAAGCAUUGACUUUGAUGAGAUAUCAGCAAAUUCACCACCCUGGCCCCCAGUAAAUAGUCUUGCACAAAAUGAUGGGGAGGACGACAAAGAAACAGGUUCUGGAGAGUGGGUUGAUAAGGUAAUGGUAAACAAGCUAGAUGCAAACAAAACUGAGAACCUCUUGGAAUGUUGGCAAGAAAGCAAUGGAAACUUAUCUGAAUCCUUUUAUCAGACAUAUCUCCAAGAUUCUUCCAAAAUGUACUCAGAACAGUCUUAUAAUAAUAACAUGUUCAUGGGAGGUAACCAGUUUAGUAGCAUUAUGAUGGGUUCAGAUGACAACAUGGAUGAGAUUGAUGCUGCAACCAGUGAUUAUUCCUCAGAACCUGAUUUGCUUUGGCAAUUUAAUCAUUCUAAACUUACCAGUUUGACUAAUGGAAUUGGAUCAAAGACUAUUAUGAGAUCUGUCUCAAAGGCAACAAAAAGUCCAGAAUUGAGAAAGAGUUCUGUUCAUUCUUCUCUCGGUCCUUCACCUUCGUUCAAACAAUCGAAAGUUGUCUCACAUAGGACAGGAAGAAGUCCAGCUCCUAUUGACAUGAAACGUAAAACUGGGAGUAGAAAGUAAAACAUGUUAUUCAAAAUGUAAAGAGUGAUUAUUUUUGCUAUAAUUUCUCCAUCUUUGGUUUGUUAUUUUUGUAAUAUGUAAUCACACAGAUAAUGGAGCAAUAAUGCCCGUUGCUUUGCUUGUAUAAUUUUUUAUUUUUUUAUACUUUAAAGGGUGUAAAUUAAAAAAUUUAAACUA
This is a messenger RNA of Trifolium pratense (red clover), 3558 nucleotides long. RefSeq names its product kinesin-like protein KIN-14I. Gene Ontology annotation, biological process: microtubule-based movement. The transcript is spliced from 19 exons. Gene Ontology annotation, molecular function: microtubule binding; ATP binding; microtubule motor activity. The record is from RefSeq and is a predicted model, not a curated record. Lineage: Eukaryota; Viridiplantae; Streptophyta; Magnoliopsida; Fabales; Fabaceae. Bases 322 to 3381 code for a protein of 1019 amino acids.